Messenger RNA from Maniola jurtina (meadow brown), 740 nucleotides. RefSeq names its product KNR4/SMI1 homolog. The coding region runs from base 131 to 667 and encodes 178 amino acids. NCBI's taxonomy places the organism in Eukaryota, Metazoa, Arthropoda, Insecta, Lepidoptera, Nymphalidae. The transcript has 2 exons. The record is from RefSeq and is a predicted model, not a curated record.
UUUGGAUAAAAUUACUGUCGACUGUCGAAGAUCCAGAGCGUAAAAGUAAAUAUUUUUAUUUUGAUAAUUUUACUCAACAAAUUGUGUAAUUAAAUUUUUUGGGAAUACCUAAGUAAUAACCAAAUAAUAAAUGGCUCGAGUAGCAAGGAUAGCUUUAGAUUUAACAUUGGAAGCCAGCAAAAGUCUGAAACCAGCUAUAGGUACUGCGUGGCAAUAUGCUAAGACCGAAAUUGUUCCACCUAUGACGAUAAACUUUUUCCAUGGGCCUGUCGGAAAAAAUAUUGAAGACACAAUUGAUAAAGCAAGUGAUAGUUUUAUUGCCGCAAUACAGAAUCAAAUACGGCAGAUAGAGUUAGAAGAAGCUAGACAAAUAAAACAAAGAGAAGCUGAAGCUAAAGCUGCAGAAGCAAAAAUUAAAGCUGAAGCAAAACGAAAGGCUGAAGAAGCUAAAAAAAAGGAAGAGGAAAAGUUAGCUAAGGAAGCUAAAGCUCGGCACCAAGCUGAAGCAGAGAAAAAAGCAAAAGCUGAUCAAAAAGCAGCGGCUGAAGCUGUAAAGGCACCAAAAACCGGAUCAACUGCAACAAAAGAUGCACCAAAAAAGAAAGCGAAAAGAAAGAAAAAUAGACGUGAAAAGAAAAAAGGUUCACCUCCGAAGUCAAACAAGUAAUUUGAAAAUUGUUGUGUACGUGAAUAUUAACGUGAUUUGUUUUAAUUAAUAAAUACAUUAUUAAUACACUAUA